AGCAGCUCUAUCGCAGACCCCAAACAGGCUGACAGUCGGCCUCACUUGCCAUCCCUGCAAGAGAGGCACUUCAUGCCUUGCAGUUUAUGCAUCAGAAAUUAUUUCAAAUUCAACUUUGACGAUUUCGAUCCUGACACUCCCAUAUUAACCUUCCCGAAGUUUAAACCCUUUGAUCCGAAAGAGCCACUGACUCCCGAGGAGUGCGAAGAUUAUCACAGCAAGACAGUGAUGUUCGUAAUUGUAAAUCGACCUGUUUAUACUAGUCGCGCCCUGGUUUUACGCAUGAUUUUGCUGCCUUCUUGCAUUAGAUAGGCAAUCGUAGUAAGCAUCAUGAGAACACUUUUUCAUCAGAUUCAGUUGUGAUAGAACAUGUGAAGCAGAUGAACAAUCAAGUAAGAGCAUGCUCUGCUGUGAUAAGAAAGACGCGCAGUGCUGUUGCGUGGAGUUGGAAAUCCCGAGCAAGGCCGUGGAGAUUUCGAUGAUGCGAGAUCUGGCGGUGGACUGCAUUGGUUGUGAGG
Amoebophrya sp. A120 is the source of this 518-nucleotide messenger RNA. The record is from the annotation of a GenBank genome assembly. NCBI's taxonomy places the organism in Eukaryota, Dinophyceae, Syndiniales, Amoebophryaceae.